Messenger RNA from Schistosoma rodhaini, 4902 nucleotides. The record is from the annotation of a GenBank genome assembly. Lineage: Eukaryota; Metazoa; Platyhelminthes; Trematoda; Strigeidida; Schistosomatidae.
AAUCGAAUGUUUUCCUUGUGUUCGCCUUGUCAGUUUAAUUAUGGUGACUGUAGUUUCUCGAAAUGUCAUGAUCAAAAUGGAAGGUAGCUCAGGGAUUUCCCCCUCUGUUGAUCAUAAAGUUCAAGAUUCAUCUACUCAGAAGCCUAAUGGUGAUUUAAAUCACCGACCUGUGAUGGCAUGUAAUGAUACGAACAGAUUCGGUCCUCAGAAUAAUACGUACAAUAAUUCAAGUGGUUCCAUGUCUAAAGCCCUUCCGACGAAUAGGUUAGUUACAAAGGUCGGAUUUGCAAACUUGCCCAACCAAAUACACAGAAAAGCUGUUCGGCGGGGUUUUGUGUUCAAUCUUAUGAUUACUGGAAGCUCUGGACUUGGAAAGUCCACUUUUAUUAACUCUUUAUUUUGCGCGGACAUAUACAACACUGAUUAUCCUGGUCCAUCAAGACGAUCCUAUUCUUCUGGAACUUGUGUGGAUUCAAGGACGUUUGCAUUGAAUGAAGCCAACGUUUCUCUCAUAUUGACCAUAAUUGAUACUCCAGGUUUUGGUAGUGAACUAGAUAAUUCUUCAAGCUGGAAGCCUCUAGUAAAAUAUAUCGAUUCUCGUUUCGAAUCUUAUCUCCGAGCUGAGCUAAAUGUCUCUCGUGUAACAGUCGGGUCUGGAGCAACGUAUCAACCAGGCUUACCUAAUGACCAACGAGUUCAUUUGUGUUUAUACUUUAUCUCUCCUAAUGGGCAUGGUUUGCAUCAACUAGAUAUCGAAACACUUAAACAGCUACACAACAGAGUAAACGUAGUCAUUAUUAUUGGUAAAGCGGAUAGUCUUACACCAGAUGAAUGCUCUCAAUUUAAACAAACAAUACUACAAGAGUUACACAAUCACAAUAUUAAAUUAUACGAUUUCCCUGAAUCGGUUGCUAAAUUAGGCGGUGCUGAAGAAUCGUAUUCAAUCAAUGAAAUUCGUCAGGCUCGAGGACGUCAGCCAUUUGCAGUGGCUACCAGUAAUAAUCUUGUUACUCUACCGGAUGGAAGGAAGGUAUACGGCCGAUCUUAUCCAUGGGGGGUUGUUGAAUGUGACAAUCUUGCACACAAUGACUUUAAGGCAUUAAAGCAUUUACUAAUGAGUGUUCAUUUGCAGGAUUUAAUCGAUGUGACACAUCAUGUACACUAUACAAAUUAUUUCUCAUCACGUUUAACAAGUAUUGCUGAAGCAAGUAAAUUUUUAGCCACAGAAGAUAGUCGUGAACCUUUGAGUCAAUUGGAAACGGAACGUUUAGCGCAUCAGCGUAAAUUGGCUAAAUUAGAGUCUGAAAUGGAGAAUGUUUUUGAACAAAAGGUUCAUGAACGUACAAAUAAAUUAAUUGAAACAGAACGUGAUCUUGUGGAACGUGCUGAACAAUCAGAAAAACACAUAUUAAUACAGUUAACUGAGUUUGAGAAACGUAGACAAGAAUUUGAAGAUGAACGUGCUAUUUGGGAAGCAGAAAAUCGGGAAUCUUUAGAAGUUGGACAAUGCCCAGUAAUGAAAUCCAUGAUGCGCGUUUUAUCUUAUUUGGAAGUAUCUCCAUCUGUGUUAAUGGUCACACCAGAACACAGACUUAGUACCUCCCUCGUCCAAUGCCAAACCUUUUAUUCUCUUAGCUAAUGAGUUCAGGUAACCACUAGCUUAUGCAAUGUAAAUUUCACUACUAUCCAUCAGCUCACUCUGUCUAAUAUGUUUGUAACCUAAUGACAUCAUCUAGCUAGUCUGCACAGAAAACAAAUAUACCAACAAAAUAAGAGAUUGAUCGAUUGCAAUCUUUAACAUGAACGAGAAAAUCUAAAUAAACCUCACAAAUGAAUUUAUUUUUCAUAUAUCAUUAAAAGUACAUUAUUACAAAUUUACAUUAUUAUACUUUGAUACUAAUCACUAUUUGUACACUGCUUAUUAGUAGAUAAAAACCUUUAGUCAACUUGUAGUCGAAAAUUGAAAACAUUUUUUAUUUGAGAAUCUCCAGGGAAAGAAAACACAUUUUGAGCUGAAACUAUUGAAGAAUUACCAAAGAUUGAUAAUCAGAUCAAAUUGAUCAACUGUUGUAUUCAGAUAUUCCAUCUCAAUAGUUACAUAGACUUAAGGAAUCUUAUGUUCAGUCAUUUAAAAACUAGAAAAAGAAAAAGGAACAAAUGUUAAAUACACUAAUUAAAAAACUUUACUUCAGUUCCACUAUCGUUUCCCUUAAUUGUUUGUUAUUUAGAUGGUAACUAAGCAAUAUUUAGAUAUGUGCUAAUUAACUUUAAGUGAACCCAAAUACUAUUAGCCGAAAAUAGUGCUAAACACAAUGAUUUUAAGUCAUACACAAAACACAUACAUUUCCUCAAUGUCAUGUAUUAAGAAGAAAUCCAGUCAAACAAUAGGUCUAUAGUCAUAUUUUUUUGUUUCUUGACCCUGAAGUUCAACAUUAAAUAUCCCAGAUCUAGUAGGCUCAUGAUGGCUAAAGAAAAUUAGUGUGAGAUUAACAGUUUUCAAAGACAUUAAACGUAAUAGUAACUGAAUAAUUCCAAACAACAAAUUUUAUCGUAAUAUGUAGAAAUAACAACGUAUCUGGGUAUUUGUGAUUCAACAUUUUGAGCUGUUUCAUUCCAGUUGACUCAAAUUAUUCUUCAUUGAUUUGAUAUUUCAAAGAUUUUUUUAAAACUAGUAUUGUAAAAAUAUGUUUAGGAAUAAAUUGAAUUACUCAAACGACCAAUUACUAUUAUUUUCAUGUCUACUUACUCUGUUUUCAUUCAUUCCACUAUUUAUCAAAAAUUGAUGUUUAGGAUUGGAAUUAAUCACUUUGUUUUAGCACAUGUAUAUAUUGUGCGAAUUAUCUCGAUAUUGCCAUUAGGUCCCAAGCAUUUUAAACAGAGAUAAAUAGUGGCUAGCAUUGGGAUCCAGGAUGCGCGUUCUGUCCUAUUUGUACGUGCCUGCAUCCUAGAGUUGAUGUUCGCUCCGGGAUUCGAACCCAGUCCCGAUUGCUUCAAAAGCCGUCUCGUUGUUACUAGAAUUUUUCCCACUUUUUUCGUCGUAUCAUCGUCAUCUGAAGUGGUAAUAAAAUGCCUAGAUUUCCUGUAUCAUCUUCAUGGUGGUUAGUUUUUGAAUCAAACAAUCAUCGAGAGUAUGAAGUUCGGUUGAAAGUUAUUUACAAAACAUUGCAUUCACUUUUUGUCAGGAUUAUUGUUAUCCGACCUCUUAUUGUUUAGUAUUCUUCGGAUACUCUACUUUACUCGACUAGUCCUUAAAAUCAAAACACAGCUUCGACUGGUGUGUGAUUAUAUUCCAAAUAAAUCUAGUUGAAUAGGAGUAAAUGACAAUAAGUAAAAAGUUAGUGUAUUUAUAAUUUCACACGAUAAAUUUAUAGAGUCUUCUCCAAAUAUCCCCUAUCGCUGAUUGGCCAAGAAUGAGCCGAUUUGUAUGUUCUAAUAUAAUCCUACCUGGAACAUGCCUUAAUUCAAUCUAUGCCCUUUAAACACUUUUUUAUCGUGAUUGCAAACUGCGUAGUUAAAGUUGAUUUCAUAACAGAUAGUAUCUUAAUGACUGAUUUCGCUAACGAUCGUGAUUUCAGUGAAAAUAUAAAUGCAAAAUCUGAGUUAGUGAGAAUGUGAUUCAAAUUAUCACAUACGACUACUGUAAUAAACUAAAGGUGGCCAAUCGAUGAAACGAUAUCAGUCUGUAAUGCUACGUUGGUAUAUCCAGUUUAUUUGGUUUGGGUCCAUGUGAUUAGUGGUGAAUGUAGUCGUAUACAUUAUUCAAAAUUGAUCAUCAUGACAAAGAUUCAUUAACAACUCUUUAUCGUCUUUAAGAUCUUGAGUUCCACUAUUCUUGCAUAUAUACCUUUUCAUUCUGUUUUUUCGAACCAUAUUGUAGAUUUUCAAUUAUUUACAUUAUCAUUCCUACUUUGUUAUUUCGAGUCCUUUCCUAUUCAUCUUGUUAUUUUCAUCUUGUGCUAAUAUUAUGGUAUGGUAACUUGACUUAAUGCACUUCUUUGUUUUGCUCUACGUUAAUUACUACUAUCCAUGACUGAUAUAUGUGUCUAUGAUCCUCUAUUUUAAUAUUCGAUUAUUUAAUAUACUACUCUUUAAGCAGUACUAGUUGAUUUUUUCAUUCUACAAUAUAUUUAUAUAACGGAAAAUGAACACAGUAUAUGAAAAUUCAAUGCAUUUCAUUAAAUAAACUAAGUGUAUUAGUCAUUAUAAAUGUGUUAUAUACUUUACCUAUCUACCUACCUACCAGUCUCCCUAUAUUUACAUGUACAAUAUAUCGAUCAUAGCACAGUGAAGAAGAGCUUGGCGUCAGUUAUUGAAUAUAUAUAUAAAUUGGAUUUCGUCCAUUUCAGUAAUAUGAUUGUUAUUGUUCUGUUUAUAGAAUUUCAGUUUAUCUUCUUUGAAUAAUUUUUAUUUAUCUAUUUAUUAUUAUUCUUUAUGCAAAUUAUUUCAUCACAUUCAAACCUACUUAGAUUGUGCAAAAUGUUUGUAAACUACUAAAGUUAUUAUUUUGACUGUUUGCUUUUAUUGAUUACUAUUCGAAAAGAAUGGUACUAUUACUACUACUAGUAGUAGCAAUAGUAGUUAGUAGUUUGUUAAUGAUGGUUAUGAUAACCACCUGUAUUAAUGUAUGGUGAUUGACUGUGUUCAACUGUUGAGUUUUAUUAAUGACUGUUUGUUCAAUUGAUCUACCUUUACAUUCUACUGUGACCUCUUCAUGUUUUGUUUUCUGGAUAAGUUCAGUUUUUUCCUCAUAAAAGUCUUUCAAAUAUCUAUUACGAAGAUGUAGGACAAAGAAUAAUGUUCAUAGGUUUAAUCACGAGCUAAACUCCCAUUAAAAACCAUGACACACUGGAUAUCUGUUUCAUCCUAGUAUAUGACUCCUCAGUGUGGUGUGGUCUACUUAUA